AUGAUGUUGCCCCUUUGUAAAAAAAAAACCCGAUCAUCGCUCUGGUCUGUUCAACUGCUCCGUUCAACUUCUCCGUUCAACUGCUCCGUUCAACUGCUCAUUCAACUGCUCCGUUCCACUGCUCAUUCAACUGCUCCGUUCAACUGCUCAUUAUACUGCUCCGUUCCACUGCUCAUUCAACUGCUCCGUUUGUGUGCUCAUUCAACUGCUCCGUCCAUCAGCUCAACUGCACUGUUCAAGUGGUCACUUGCUCGGCCACCUACAUCAUGGUUGAUCGAAGUCUGUUGCAAGUUCGCUGAACUUGCAAGGGGGAGUAUGUUCGAUCCGUUUGAUUACCCGCUGCCGCCGUCGGUGGUCGCGCUGUUUACCGUCAAACGCUAUGUUGGCUAG
Messenger RNA from Macrosiphum euphorbiae (potato aphid), 390 nucleotides. NCBI's taxonomy places the organism in Eukaryota, Metazoa, Arthropoda, Insecta, Hemiptera, Aphididae. The record is from the annotation of a GenBank genome assembly.